GGAGCCACGUGGCGUCCAGCUCUCGGCCUUGGGGCCAUCGGGUCGCUGGCGGGGCCGCCUCCCCCCCAUGAGCGCGCGGAGGGGCCUGGCGGGCCUCGCCUUCUGCGCCUGCUUCCUGGCGGCCCACCUCACCAACAAGUACGUCCUGUCUGUCUUGAAAUUCACCUGCCCUACAUUGUUCCAAGGGUGGCAGACGUUAGUUGGUGGACUUUUGCUUCAUGUGUCAUGGAGACUGGGCUGGGUGGAGAUCAACAGCAGUUCCAGGUACAAUGUCUUGGCGUGGCUUCCUGCUUCGGUGCUGUUUGUGGGUAUAAUAUACGCUGGUUCCAGAGCAUUAUCCAGACUGGCCAUUCCUAUGUUUCUCACUUUGCAUAAUGCAGCUGAAGUCAUCGUCUGUGGGCACGGGAUGUGUUUCCGGAAAGAGAAAACGCCUCCUGCCAAGAUCUGUAGCGCCCUCUUGCUGCUGGCCGCCGCGGGGAGCCUCCCCUUCAAUGACGCCCAGUUUGAUCCGGACGGGUACUUCUGGGCUGUGAUUCACUUGCUCUGUGUAGGGGCCUAUAAGAUCCUCCAGAAGUCCCCAAAAUUCGGUGCGUUAAGUGACAUUGACCAGCAGUACUUAAACUAUAUAUUCAGCGUGGCGCUCCUGGCCUCCGCAGCUCAUCCCACAGGUGACCUCCUCUGUGCCCGGGACUUCGCCUUGUUGUAUUUCUACAGAUUCCAUGGCAGCUGCUGCGCCAGCGGGCUCCUGGGGUUCCUCCUCACGCUCAGCGCCCUGAAGCUGAAGAGCCUGGCAGCCCCUGGGCAGUGUGCGGCCUGGCUGCUCCUGGCUCAGGAAAUUCCACAGCAGCAUCUACACCCGAGUGGUCUCUGUGUGAGAGCAUGACUAGUUCUGACCCCAUGGACGGUGGCAUGGCUGAGACGCUGGCUUCCCCAUGGUGGAGGAGCACGUGGACUCACCCUCCCCACGUCAACUGGAAAGCCAGACCAAGGCACGCUGACCACAGGCCCGUGGCACACAGCAGCCUGGUCCCUGAGAGUGGCUGCUCCCGGUGGGGACGGCUCUGGUGGUGCGUUCUUGCUCCCGUGCCUUCCUCCCCAGCUCUAUCCGUGUAAUAGUGGAACCAGAGCUAGGUGGCUGCGAAAACCACUGGCCUUGUUGGUGCUUCCAGAAUCUCCACGCACAGUAUUUUCAGUUAAAGGUUCUGUCCGUGUAAACGAGCAGGAAGAGCCAGGGCCCCACUGUCCUGGGCUCACAGCCCUCCGUGGUACACGCAGUGGACAGGGUCUGGCUGGGGACGUGGGGAGCUCGGGGUUGAGAGGCCCAUCGGGGACUGGACAACUCUGCAUGUGCCCCGGCUGACCCUGUCUGUGCUCCAGAAGCAGAGCCCCCACACUCCGCCCGCAGAGCCCGAGCGCACUCAUGGGAGGGAAAGCCGGGGACAUGAGCCCCCUGAGAUUCGGUGUGCUCCUGGCCACUCAGAGCCAGAAGCAGAGAGGUCUUUCCUGCUCCAGGUGUGUGAGUGCGCCCUCUGCCUAGGCUUUGCAGAACUCUGAGCAGUGCAGCCGGGGGUGACCAUGAGGAAAGCAGCUGAAGAAAACACAGGAAACGCGGUGAAGACCUCAGAGCUGCACCUUCCGUGGGAGACGGACCUUAAAGACUCCGUCCAGGCAGGUGACUGAGAAGCAGAACAGACGACAGCGCUCCCGCGGAGGUCAGCCCCAGAGCUGCCGCCGUGGCUACGUAAAGUGUCCGGUGUCCAGCGGAAAUUAGACGCUUUCCGAGAAACAGGAAGCGUGAUUUAUGCCAGGAAAGAGCCGUCAGGAGGAGCCUGUCUGUGUCCUCAGAUUUACAGCUCAGCAGGAAAAGACUGCGGUGCGGCUGUUCAAAUACAUUCAGACACAGAAAGGAAACCACAUUCAGAGAAUUCAAGGAAAGACAAUACAGAACCUCCGUAAAGAGGCCAAAUGAUUUUGAAAAAGAAAGCCAAAUGGGAAAUCUGGCGUUGAAAGUAACUGACAUGAAAUGACCGAUUUUCUAAAGGUAUUCAGUAAUAGAUUGGAGAUGACCCAGGAGGCCGAACAAAGGGAAUUCUUCGAUCUAAAGAACAAAGACUAAAAAAACCCUAAAAUAUAAACAGAGGCUUAGCGAUCUGUGGGACAUCAACCACAGCAAUGUCUAUAUAAGAAAUCCAGAAGAAGAAGAAAGAGAGGUAGAAAAAAAAAAAUAGUUUAAAUGGAUGACUUCUCAAAAAAAAACAAUGGAGGAUAACACAUUUAAUGUGUUGAGAGAAAAUGUCCAACCAGGAAUUCUCUAUACAGCAAAACUGUCCUUCAAAUAUGAAUGAGAAAGACAUUCCCAAUUAAAGAAAGGGAUUUUUGCUAGCAGUCCUAUCAAUAGUUACAUUAUAUGGGAAUAGACUAAAUAGCCCACUCAAAAGUCAGAGAUUGUCAGUCUGGAUAAAAAAGGAAGACCCAACUGUAUGCUGUCUAUAAGAGACACUUCUUAGAUUCAGAGACACAGAGAGGUUGAAAGUAAAAGGAUGGAAAAACAACCUUGCAAACAGUAGCCAUAAUGCAGCUAGCCCUAGUGACUAUUAAAAUCCAACUAGACUUCAGAUAGGAACUAUGCCUGGAGAAGGUUAAUAUGUUGGGAAGAUGUAACAGUUAUAAACACCCCUAACAACAGCAGCCCAAAGCAUACGAAGCAACAAGUGACAGAGCAGAAAGGAGGAGCAGUGACAGCUGGGAUUCCAGUGCUGUGGGAGUGCAGACCGGGGCAGCCACUGGAACACAGAGGAGCUUCCUCAGAAAAUUAAAAUGGAGCUGCCUUUUGACCCAGCGAUCCCACUUCUAGGAAUAAGAAUCCUGAAACACCAAUCAAAGAAUACGCACGCCCCUAUGUUCAUAGCAGCAUUAACUACAACAGCCACAAUCGGGAAACAGCCCAGUGCAGUGCCCAUCGGCAGGUGCAUGGAUAAAAAAAGCUGUGGUACAUCCACAUCAUGAACUACUACUCGGCCGUCAAAAAGAAGGAAGCCUUACCUUUUGCGACAGCAUGGUGGGCCCUGGAGAUUGUUGUGCUUAGUGAAAUAAGCCAGUCGGAGAAAGACAAAUACCAUGUGGUCCCAAUUACAUGUGGAAUCUAAUGAACAAAAUA
Molecule: messenger RNA, 3157 nt
Organism: Pipistrellus kuhlii (Kuhl's pipistrelle)
Lineage: Eukaryota; Metazoa; Chordata; Mammalia; Chiroptera; Vespertilionidae
Gene: SLC35D4
Product: transmembrane protein 241
Exons: 14
Coding region: 68-883 (271 amino acids)
Cellular component (GO): Golgi apparatus
Molecular function (GO): antiporter activity
Source: RefSeq, a predicted model, not a curated record